Messenger RNA from Anopheles funestus (African malaria mosquito), 793 nucleotides. RefSeq lists its product as uncharacterized. The transcript has a single exon. NCBI's taxonomy places the organism in Eukaryota, Metazoa, Arthropoda, Insecta, Diptera, Culicidae. Gene Ontology annotation, cellular component: extracellular matrix. The record is from RefSeq and is a predicted model, not a curated record. Bases 34 to 723 code for a protein of 229 amino acids.
UCCAUUUUUCAGUAAAAGAGACAGAGAGAUUGGAUGUUAAUACUUCCAUAUUUCAGUUUCCCUUAUGAGACACUUUCCACUGGAAAAUUUACAAAACGUAUUGGAAAAGACAACCCACGAGCAAGUGACUUUCAUUUCAUAUGUCGUUCAUAUCGUUCAAUUUCCACGCCUAUAUGCAAGGUCAACCGUAACCCAACGAAAGGCACACACGCAUUCAAGCCCUACUCCUUUCAAACCAUAUUUAAGCGCUCAUAUUCCACCCAAAUGCCAACAGUCGAUCGCCAGCCAUCGCUCAAUCUACAUUCACCAAACCAACAAGCCAAAGAACUUCCCAAAAUGAUGAAGAUCACUAUUGCCGCCCUCGCCCUUCUGGCUGUGGCCGUUGCCGCUUACGAGCAUGAGGACUACCAUUCGCAUCCUAGCUACAAGUUCGAAUAUGGAGUGAAGGAUCCCCACACCGGUGACCACAAGAGCCAGUGGGAACAUCGGGACGGAGAUGUCGUCAAGGGAGCCUACACCCUGCACGAGGCCGAUGGAACUGAGCGUGUAGUGGAGUACUCGUCCGACAAGCACAACGGCUUCCAGGCUCAUGUGAAGCGUGUGGGUCAUGCUCAUCACCCGGAAGUCUACGGACACCAUGAGGGUGGACACUCGUACGGUGGACACGGUCAUGGACACGCGAGCAGCUACGCAAAUGGCAACCUGUACCAGCAUCACCAUUAAGAUUCAGUUUUGAUCGUUGAAAUUCCGUUAUUGUGGAUUGAUGAUGAAUAAAUGUGUUUUUGAUAUUUAA